AUGGCGCUUGUUACAACAAUGACAAGUUCAGCUAAAAAUAAUAUUCCUAUUGCUGAACUAUCAUAUCUAGAAACUAAUGUCAUAUUGAUUCGAACACGUUAUUGUCCGAAAAUUCGUCAUAUUACGUCAUGUAAAAUUCGAAGAGGAGUGCUAAAAACAAAAGAAAAUUUCAUAAAUAAAAACAAACCAACAUUUCUAUUUGUUGAUGCUCGAAAAGCAACAGCAAAUGGAUCAAUAGGUCAUAAUUCAAAUGAUGAUGCAACAUCAAAUACUAUUGAUUAUGUUGAAUAA
Rotaria sordida is the source of this 291-nucleotide messenger RNA. The record is from the annotation of a GenBank genome assembly. Lineage: Eukaryota; Metazoa; Rotifera; Eurotatoria; Philodinida; Philodinidae.